Molecule: messenger RNA, 798 nt
Organism: Nematocida homosporus
Lineage: Eukaryota; Fungi; Microsporidia
Exons: 1
Coding region: 1-798 (265 amino acids)
Cellular component (GO): cytoplasm; mitochondrion
Source: RefSeq, a predicted model, not a curated record
AUGUCUUUUGUAAAAGAAGUAGCUGGUAUCUUAGAGAAAGAGUUUCCCUUAGAAAGAGCUGAACAAUCUUGGGAUAAUGUUGGUAUUCUUUUGGAAUUUACUGAUAAGGAAAGAAAAGCUCUUUUAUGUAUUGAUUUAACCCAUGAAGUUCUGAAUGAGUGUGAAGAACUAGGUAUUAAGUGUGUAAUCUCUUAUCAUCCUGUUAUCUUUACUCCAGUGAAGAAGAUAAACACAAGUACACCUCUUCUUUAUCGUUGCAUAAAUUUAGGUAUGUCUGUUUAUUCACCACAUACUGCUUUAGAUGGUGCUUCAAAUGGUAUUAAUGCCUGGCUAGGUGGACUACUAACUGGUACAGAACUAGUUGAUACUUUUGGGUUUAUUCAAGUCUUCAAGAACAAGUUAACUAUUCAAGAGAUUCUUAAACAACUAACUACCCAUUUAAGUCUUACUUGUACCAGAUAUGCCCUAUCUGAUCGGCAUAAUUUAAGUACGAUCCCAGAGAUUAUAGCUACAUCGGCCGGUUCUGGAGCCAGACCACUUAAAAGACUAGUAGAUGAAGGAGAUCCACCCCGACGUGAUAAACCUACCUCCUUAGCCCUAGCCAUUACCGGUGAAGCAUCUCACCAUGAUAUUCUAGCUCUUAAUAGAGCCGGAGUUUCACUUAUCAUUCUUGAGCAUACUCGUAGUGAAAGAGGAUUCCUCAAAUGUCUUCAAUCCAUUCUCAAUGCCAAUCUAUCAGGCGACUUCCCCAUCUCCCAAAAGGACAAAGACCCAAUCGAGUUCUUCCUCGCCCAAUAA